ACGACAAAAGGUUUGCAAGCACACGACACGACACCGUUUCACCUCUCUUCUCCCAUCCUCGUAUCUAAGUUCUCGAAGUUGAAAACCCUCUUCCAGUGUUGUUCGAUCUCCCCAUUUUCCAAAUUCACGCGCUCCUGAACUUCUUACUCGCUUUCACGGAAACCCUACUCUCUUUCUACAUAUAUAUACCAUAUACGUAGCACUGACAUAGACGGACCCCAGUGGAGUUGGACCGGACAAUGUGACCCGGGGAUGAGCAGAACCGGGGAAGACGACGACGACGAAGAGGGCUUCCACGACUCCCUCGACCGCCUCCUGUCUUCCUCAAACACUUCCUGUUCCUGCUCCCGUUCCAGCUCGGAAGACGAGGAUCCGAACUGCAAUUACAGCCCCGAGCCAGUGCCCAGGUUCCCCAUGGGCUUGUCUAAUAAAUACGAUGUAUGGAUCACCCAACCGUCUUCGGUUGAGGAACGCCGCCUCCAUCUCCUCCGACAAAUGGGCCUCACUAAAGAUCCCUCCCUCCUGCGCCACCGCCCCUCCUUGUCAUCUUCCGGUUGUUCACCUGACUUAUUUAACCGAUCGGCCUCUUCGGAUCACUUAAACACCAGUGAGAGCUCUUCCAAUAUUCAUAAUAAUUCGUUGACCCUUAAUAAUAUUAAUAGUAAUUAUGAUAGUGGUGGUAAUACUAAUGGGACAUUAUCCGGGAUUGUAAGAUCUAAAUCGGACGGGGACAGUAAUUCUUGCAAGAGUUUGGAGUUUUGCAUAAUCAAUUCGAAUUCCUCUUCACCAGGCAAGGAGGGGAUUGUUGGAACUGGUUUCCCUGUAAAGACUGAUAAUCAGAACAACAGGCAAAGCCAUUCUGAUGUUGAGAAAUCUAGAAUUGGCAAUGGAUCACCAAUGAUCAGUGCCAAAACUAAGAAUAAGCCGCCCAAAAGAGAGAUUAGAGAAGAUUCAACGUGCAAUGGUAACUUUAGUAGUUCAUUGACCAUUCCAAGGAAAGGCGAGUCUGAUGACGGUUUGGUGUGUAAUAAGUCAAAUACUGUCAAUGGGGUGUGUACAAUAAAAAAUCUGGAUAACGGGAAGGAGUUUGUGGUGAAGGAGGUGAGGGAAGAUGGGAUGUGGAAAAAGAUCAAGGAAGUGGGGACGGGGCGGCACUUGACCAUGGAAGAGUUCUCUUCUGAGAUGUGUGUCGGGACUUCGCCUAUUGUGCAGGAGUUGAUGAGGAGGCAGAAUGUAGAGGAUGGGAUCAAUGAUGGUUUGGAUUCAAAUGCAGAUGGGAACUGUGAGACUGGAUGUAAGUUAAAGAAAAGAGGGAAUUGGUUGAAGAGUAUAAAAAAUAUGGCAAGUUCUGUUACAGGGCAAAAGGAGAGGCGGAGUAGCGAUGAGAGAGAUACAUCAUCAGAGAAGGGUGGGAGGAGGUCGAGCUCUGCUACAGAUGAUAGUCAGGAUGUUUCCUUUCAUGUGCCUGAAAGAGUUCGGGUCAGGCAGUAUGGGAAAUCUGUUAAAGAGCUUACAGCGUUAUACAAAAGCCAGGACAUACAGGCUCACAGGGGGUCGAUUUGGACAAUUAAGUUUAGUUUGGAUGGCAAGUAUCUUGCUACGGCUGGAGAGGACUGCGUGAUUCAUGUGUGGGAGGUUAUUGAAUCAGAGAGGAAGGGAGAUUUGUUGGUGGAGAAAAUCGAAGAUGGAAAUUUCAAUCUUCAGUUUUUGGCCAAUGGAUCACCAGAGCCCUCUUCAAUGGCACCAAAUUCGGACAGUUACUCAGAGAAAAAGAGACUAGGGAAGUCAUCCAUAAGCCGAAAAUCAGUGAGCCUUGAACAGAUUUUGGUGCCAGAGACAGUGUUUGCCCUCUUGGAGAAACCCAUCUGUUCAUUUCAAGGACAUCUGAAUGAUGUACUGGACCUCUCGUGGUCCAAGUCUCAGCAACUGCUGUCAUCUUCAAUGGACAAAACUGUGAGGCUAUGGGACUUGUCUAGCAAUUCUUGUUUAAAGAUCUUUGCACACAGUGACUAUGUAACCUGCAUCCAGUUUAAUCCUGUUGAUGAUAGAUACUUCAUCAGUGGAUCCCUAGAUGCUAAGGUGCGCAUAUGGAGCAUUCCUGAUCACCAAGUUGUUGAUUGGAAUGAUUUACAUGAAAUGGUCACUGCAGCUUGCUAUACACCUGAUGGCCAGGGUGCGCUAGUUGGAUCAUACAAGGGAAGUUGUUGCUUAUACGACACAUCAGAUAAUAAAUUCCAGCAAAAAAGCCAGAUCAAUCUGCAGAAUAAGAAGAAAUCUCAUCAAAAGAAAAUUACCGGUUUCCAGUUUGCACCAGGAAGUACAUCAGAAGUGCUUAUUACAUCUGGAGAUUCACGAGUUCGAGUUAUAGAGGGUGUUGAUCUGGUUCACAAGUUCAAAGGGUUUCGUAACUCAAAUAGCCAAAUCUCAGCCUCCCUAACAGCUAAUGGAAAAUAUGUGAUCUCUGCUAGUGAGGAUUCUUAUGUAUAUAUCUGGAGACACGAAGUUGAAUCCCAACCAAACAGAAGCAAAGGUGUUACUGUGACCCACUCUUAUGAGCAUUUUCACUGUCAAGAUGUAUCAGUUGCAAUCCCUUGGCCUGGAAUGUGUGACGCAUGGGAAUUACAUGACACUUGCUUUGGAGUUCAAAGCAGUUCUAUUGAUAAUUUCGAGGAGGUUUCAACAGCCAACCACCCGCCUACUCCAGUCGAAGAACCUAAUGAUAGCGAGAGCUCACCAUUGGCAUUAGUCAACAACAGUAGUCCACUUAAUGGCAUGAUUUCUAGUGAUACAAAGAGCUACCUCUUUGAUAGAUUCUCAGUUAUGUGGCCGGAUGAUAAAUUUCUUUCGGCCACCAAGAACACUAGCCCUCGAGUUAAUGCUGAUUUGUCCAACUGGUUACACCAAAACAGGUCGGCAUGGGGGAUGGUAAUUGUAACUGCAGGCCUCAGAGGAAAAAUUAGGACUUUCCAGAAUUUUGGGUUGCCCCUUCGAAAUUAGGAGGCAAAGAAUUCUCUAGGAGUGGCCUACAGAUUUUUACACCUCAAAAUUUGCAAAAAUUGUACAGAUAUUUGGUGAGAUGGGCAAAGAUUAGCCAGUUCUCUAUUUUUUUCUUCUUGUGACAGUUGCAUCUGUGGCUCGAAAGCCUUCCAGAGGGCACUGAUAAGAAGUAAAUUUCUCAUGAUCGAAAAGACAAAUGAAAAAAAAAAAAAUGUAAAGACAUUAAACAUUGAGUUUAGAAACCGAUUGAUUGUCUGUAAUAGGAAAUUGUGGAGUGAAGAUAUGAUUCUAUUCCAA
Messenger RNA from Olea europaea var. sylvestris, 3294 nucleotides. RefSeq names its product WD repeat-containing protein 44-like. The transcript is spliced from 7 exons. The record is from RefSeq and is a predicted model, not a curated record. Gene Ontology annotation, molecular function: protein binding. Bases 253 to 2997 code for a protein of 914 amino acids. NCBI's taxonomy places the organism in Eukaryota, Viridiplantae, Streptophyta, Magnoliopsida, Lamiales, Oleaceae.